AUGUAUUUCCAUUGCGUAAUUCUUGUGGCUGCAGCAUUUUUGCACGCGGCCAAGGCUGGCAUUGAUCCAUGGGUUUCUCCAGAAUACAAACCCAUUUUUCAAGUUGAACUACCUAUUCCUCCAGAUCUCCCGCCGUCCACAUCUUACACCAAUACAACAACCGGAAAGUCGAUAGAUUUCUAUGAGAUAAACAUACAUGCCUUCGAAAGUCAAACCUAUCCUGGAUUGAAUACAACUACAUAUGUUGGUUACAAUGGUAUAGCACCAGGACCGACACUUCGUAUGACAAAGGGUAGGGAAGCUGUCGUCCGGUUUGUCAACAAUUAUGAUCGCAACUCAUCUAUACAUCUCCAUGGAUCAUACUCUCGAACACCAUUUGAUGGCUGGGCUGAAGAUGUUACUGAACCAGGAGAAUACAAAGACUACUACUAUCCCAACGCACAACCAGUUCGAACUUUAUGGUAUCAUGAUCAUGCACUCGGUAUAACUGCUGUCAACGCAUAUUUUGGUCAAGCUGGCUUCUACAUUCUUGAAGAUCAAGCUGUAUCAGAUCGACUUGGGCUCCCUACUGGCAAAUACGAUAUACCUUUGAUGCUAGCCGGCAAGCAAUUUCUUGCCAGUGGAAAGCUCAAAUCACCUGAAGAUGAGAGAGUCAGUCUAUACGGAGAUGUCAUAACCGUCAACGCACAGCCUUGGCCUUAUCUAAAAGUAGAGCCACGCAAAUACAAGUUUCGCCUUCUGGAUGCUUCCAUCUCAAGGACUUUCAGUCUUUAUCUCGUUGAAGACUCAAAACCAAAGGUUCCUCUAACCUUCACUGUUGUGGGAGCUGAUGCGGGCUACACUGAUCAUCCUGUUCCGACCACAAAUCUUGUCAUUGCAAUGGCUGAGAGAUAUGAAAUUGUGAUAGAUUUCGAUCAAUACAAGGGCAAAAAUCUCACCUUAAUGAACUCGAGAGACUUUCAAACAAAUCCAGAUUAUCCUGCCACUGAUCGUGUGCUUCGAUUUGUGGUUGGGAACGAUGUUACUUCGACUGUCAACAAUGGAGCCAUUCCUAGCCACUUGAGUGACCUCAACAUGCCAGAUCCACGAUCGCAAGUCGAUCAAGCCUUCACUUUUGAAAGAAAGAAUGGCCAAUGGCUUAUCAACGGGAUCGGAUUUGAAGAUAUUGCGAAUCGCGUGGUCGCGUUUCCACCUCAGGGUAAAGUACAGAGAUGGCGUUUGACAAAUAAAAGUGGAGGCUGGAGUCAUCCAAUUCAUAUUCAUCUGAUCGACUUCCAAGUUGUUUCCCGAGUCGGGUCGGGCCGACAAGGUGUCACACCUUAUGAGGCGGCGUCCCUGAAAGAUGUCGUAUAUCUAGGCACAAAUGAGGAAGUUGAGGUGAUGGCAAACUUUGCUCCCUGGUCUGGUGUUUACAUGUUCCACUGUCAUAACCUCGUACAUGAAGAUCACGAUAUGAUGGCUGCAUUCAACGUGUCCAAAGUCGACUUGACAACUUUCGGCUAUCCUGACACAAUCAACUUCAUUGACCCAAUGGCACCGCUUUUCCGAGCAAAGCCAAUCACAGGACCGACCGACCUCGGACAGAUUCAAAAUGUACUGCUUCCGUAUUUCCAAAAUCUCGAUGCUUACCCUGAUGGUCUUGUUAUCGAGCAAGCCCUGAAAGAUUACUACAAGAAUGGGGGACCAAAGACUAGUAAGCCAGUCACAUCGACUACAGUACCGACCACUUUAGCGACAAGUACCAAGAGUGAUGAUCCGCCGAAAACGACUUCAGCUACCACCAAAAUUGAAGAUAAGCCAAAAACAACGACAGCAUGA
Molecule: messenger RNA, 1818 nt
Organism: Glarea lozoyensis ATCC 20868
Lineage: Eukaryota; Fungi; Ascomycota; Leotiomycetes; Helotiales; Helotiaceae
Product: Cupredoxin
Exons: 6
Coding region: 1-1818 (605 amino acids)
Molecular function (GO): oxidoreductase activity; copper ion binding
Source: RefSeq, a predicted model, not a curated record